AUGCCUUCCCUGCACCAUGGAGCCAUCUUCAUCGGAUCCUUUCUCAUUGUCACCGGGGGCUCCACAGCCUUCCUGGCCUCGUCCCAAAGCCGCCUGCAGGCGUUUUCGCUCUGCUGUGUGGUGCUGGGGGUGGUGAUGCUCAUUUUAGGACUCUUCUGGGCCAUGAACAGCAAAACCACUGCCAACUACAACCACCAGGAGUUCGACCCUGACUGCCCGCAUUAUCCUUACAAUGACUACCCCAACUUCAGCAGCCAUGCCCUUUUCACUCCCCCGGGGAGCCGUUUCCCGGAGUCCCAGUCUGCCUUUCUGCCACGGCCUCAUGAGCGUCACCGGCACGCGGGACGUGGAGAGGACUUUGACUAUCCUCCCAUGGAACCUUGUGGCUUCAGCCCGACACCUCACCCGCCUCCAUGGCUCGGACCCCCUCCUCCAUACGAAGUGGCCAUCAAGACCACAUGCAGCUCCACACAGCUGCGGCGGGCGUACUCAGACACUCAUUUGGCUUCUGAGCCUCUUUUUGGACAAUCCAGGGAAAUCAGCUUUGAGGUGUGACCAGCCGCCACGCUGGCUGACAUAAGAGACACACACAAUUAUGCCCAGGUGGAUUUAUCGCAUGGCAUGUAUAACAAAAUGUUUUUCAAUUCCCAAGAAUCUUUCGUCUUUAACUAAGCGUUCACAGGAUCAAAAGACCCCAAUGUGUUCAUACAAUCGAAGGCCACCAUGAGAUCAUAUGAGUGAAGACAAAAUCAGAUCAAGGAAAGACUUGGAUAACAACAAGCACCUGCUUUUAAGUAAGCACAACAUGAAACACUCGUAGAGUGACA
Synchiropus splendidus (mandarinfish) is the source of this 827-nucleotide messenger RNA. RefSeq lists its product as uncharacterized. NCBI's taxonomy places the organism in Eukaryota, Metazoa, Chordata, Actinopteri, Syngnathiformes, Callionymidae. Bases 1 to 555 code for a protein of 184 amino acids. The record is from RefSeq and is a predicted model, not a curated record. The transcript has 2 exons.